AUGUCGCUAGCCCAAACAUCCUUUUUCUCGUUCUUCAUUUCACUUUUUCGUUUUUCCUUCAGGUCAGGAAAUACGGAAUAUCAAGAGCUUUGGGGGGUUAUCCUACUCGUCCCGUUCUAUCAGUCCCACACUCUUUAAAUUCAAUCCAAAUAUCCCGAUCUCCUGAAACCUAUUGGGCAGUGAGAAGAGAAAAACAUCACCAAUAAUGGCGACCCUACAGUCCAGAAUUUCGACCACUUCUCGCUCCCCUGCCGUGAUAAUCUCCUCCACUUCGCUCACAAUCUCCUACCCGACCCUACAGAGUCUUGUGUCCAGCUUCCAAAAGAACCUCGCGGCAAUCGGGAUCACUCCCCAUUCACCCGUGUCAAUCGCGCUCCCGAACAACCUCGAAUUCAUAGUUUCCUUCUUGGCGACGGCUGCCCAAAGAGGUAUCGCCGCACCGCUGAACCCUGCGUAUAAACAGGGUGAGUUUGAAUUCUUUAUCGAUGACGUUAAAAGUAAACUUGUUGUUGUUUCGAGGGGAGCGGUGAGUAAGGGUGCUCCAGAAGUUGAGGCUGCCAGGAAAUUUGGGGUUGCAAUUGCCGAAGCUUGGUGGGAUGACCGGGGAGGUGAGGUUUGCUUGGAGGUUUUGGAGAAAGGCGGAUUGAGGGGUGGGGCCAAGGUUGAGAGAGCGGAACCCGAAGACGUUGCGCUAGUUUUGCAUACUAGCGGGACUACGGGACGGCCUAAGGCUGUGAGUUCUUUAUUAAGAAAGCGGAGGGGACAGAAAGGAACUUAGGCUGAUUAACUUAGGUGCCUUUAACACAUAGAAAUUUAACUAGGACUAUGGGUAAGCCCAUUUGGUAUUUAUUUUGGUGAGUUCUGCUAAUCGAAUUUAGACAACAUUGUGCAAACGUACAAGCUUACCUGGGAGGAUAAAACCUAUUUAGUUAUGCCUUUGUGAGAAUCUCACUUUCGCCAUGAGUUAUGUGGGGUUUCUAGAGCUAAUUGAAGGCAUAUUCUAGAUUCCACGUGCACGGCCUUUUAGCGGGUUUGCUGCCCAAGCUCGUGCAGAGCCAUUUUGGAAUAUGGGCUAAAAGCUAACGCGAUCAGGCUUCCUUGCUCCUCUCCAGUCCGGAGGGACCGUAAUUGUACCGGUUAAGUUCUCUGCCGGCGAAUUCUGGAAGGAGUUUAUCAAGUUCGGAGCCAAUUGGUACACAGCUGUAAGGCCCUUGUAAAAGUUCUCUGUCAGGAACAAGCAUGAUCUAACCUUACCAGGUUCCCACAAUCCACCAGAUUCUUCUCAAGAGCCCCUUUCCAUCUCAGAUUCCUCCAAUCCGUUUUAUCAGAUCCUGCUCCUCCCCACUUUCGCCCACAACCUUCCACGCCCUUGAAGAGGCUUUUAAGGCACCAGUUCUGGAAGCCUAUGCUAUGACUGAGGCUGCUCAUCAAAUGACCUCAAAUCCCCUCCCUCCAGCCAAACGCAAACCGGGAACUGUCGGCCUCGGCCAAGGAGUCGAAGUCGCAAUUCUAGACGCAGAUGGCAAUGAAGUUCCUCACGGCAAGGAAGGCGAGAUCUCCAUUAAAGGCGUUAAUGUAACCAAAGGCUAUAUAAACAACGAAAAGGCCAACGCAGAAUCAUUCACUUCCACAGGUUUCUUUAGAACCGGAGAUCAGGGUAAGAAAGACGAAGACGGGUAUGUGAUCAUCACAGGGAGAAUCAAGGAAUUGAUCAAUCGCAGUGGUGAGAAGAUCAGUCCUAUUGAGGUUGAUAACGCCAUCAGUUCUCACCCCGCUGUCAGCGAAGCUGUAAGCUUCGCUAUCGACAGUGAGAUGUACGGACAAGAGGUUGGGGCUGCGGUGGUGCUCAAGAGCGGGAGGAUGGUUACUGAAGAGGUGUUGAGGAAGUAUGUUGGAGAGAAGCUAAGCAAGUUUAAGGUUCCAACCAGGAUCUGGUUUACGGAGCAUAUGCCUAAGACUGCGACCGGGAAGAUUCAGAGGAGAAUUGUGGCCGAAACUAUGCUUAAGGGGGAUCAGCCGAAGGCGAUGUUGUAGACUUGUACAUAGAGCACCAUAGCGAGAGCGUGGUACGGGUUUGUUUCCCAUUACUAGGUUGCGCUUCGGCACCUUGGUAGAGCGGGGGAAUACACAACAUGUAUGUUUGGCCGGUAUAAUUUGUGAAUUAUUAUGAGUUCUUGCAACGU
Messenger RNA from Tuber aestivum (summer truffle), 2183 nucleotides. The record is from the annotation of a GenBank genome assembly. NCBI's taxonomy places the organism in Eukaryota, Fungi, Ascomycota, Pezizomycetes, Pezizales, Tuberaceae.